This is a messenger RNA of Coregonus sp. 'balchen', 8836 nucleotides long. The record is from the annotation of a GenBank genome assembly. NCBI's taxonomy places the organism in Eukaryota, Metazoa, Chordata, Actinopteri, Salmoniformes, Salmonidae.
GGAGGAGAGACAGCGACGGAGCGUGGUGAUUUCUGUGGAGGUCUGAGGGUUCCGACAGUGAGAACACCAAACAGUCAACAGCCCUCUCUCAACCGAUCUCUCAGUGGUCAGUCAUCUUUUUAUGUCUCUUAUCUGUGAUCUACAGUAUAUAACCUAUUGAAUGUACUGUAUAAUAUAUCACAUGUGACUGAAAGUUAUAAAGAACACCAGCAGUUACAGUGGGGGAAAAAAGUAUUUAGUCAGCCACCAAUUGUGCAAGUUCUCCCACUUAAAAAGAUGAGAGAGGCCUGUAAUUUUCAUCAUAGGUACACGUCAACUAUGACAGACAAAUUGAGGAAAAAAAAUCCAGAAAAUCACAUUGUAGGAUUUCUAAUGAAUUUAUUUGCAAAUUAUGGUGGAAAAUAAGUAUUUGGUCACCUACAAACAAGCAAGAUUUCUGGCUCUCACAGACCUGUAACUUCUUCUUUAAGAGGCUCCUCUGUCCUCCACUCGUUACCUGUAUUAAUGGCACCUGUUUGAACUUGUUAUCAGUAUAAAAGACACCUGUCCACAACCUCAAACAGUCACACUCCAAACUCCACUAUGGCCAAGACCAAAGAGCUGUCAAAGGACACCAGAAACAAAAUUGUAGACCUGCACCAGGCUGGGAAGACUGAAUCUGCAAUAGGUAAGCAGCUUGGUUUGAAGAAAUCAACUGUGGGAGCAAUUAUUAGGAAAUGGAAGACAUAAAAGACCACUGAUAAUCUCCCUCGAUCUGGGGCUCCACGCAAGAUCUCACCCCGUGGGGUCAAAAUGAUCACAAGAACGGUGAGCAAAAAUCCCAGAACCACACGGGGGGACCUAGUGAAUGACCUGCAGAGAGCUGGGACCAAAGUAACAAAGCCUACCAUCAGUAACACACUACGCCGCCAGGGACUCAAAUCCUGCAGUGCCAGACGUGUCCCCCUGCUUAAGCCAGUACAUGUCCAGGCCCGUCUGAAGUUUGCUAGAGUGCAUUUGGAUGAUCCAGAAGAGGAUUGGGAGAAUGUCAUAUGGUCAGAUGAAACCAAAAUAUAACUUUUUGGUAAAAACUCAACUCGUCAUGUUUGGAGGACAAAGAAUGCUGAGUUGCAUCCAAAGAACACCAUAUCUACUGUGAAGUAUGGGGGUGGAAACAUCAUGCUUCGGGGCUGUUUUUCUGCAAAGGGACCAGGACGACUGAUCCGUGUAAAGGAAAGAAUGAAUGGGGCCAUGUAUCGUGAGAUUUUGAGUGAAAGCCUCCUUCCAUCAGCAAGGGCAUUGAAGAUGAAACGUGGCUGGGUCUUUCAGCAUGACAAUGAUCCCAAACACACCGCCCGGGCAACGAAGGAGUGGCUUCGUAAGAAGCAUUUCAAGGUCCUGGAGUGGCCUAGCCAGUCUCCAGAUCUCAACCCCAUGGAAAAUCUUUGGAAGGAGUUGAAAGUCUGUGUUGCCCAGCGACAGCCCCAAAACAUCACUGCUCUAGAGGAGAUCUGCAUGGAGGAAUGGGCCAAAAUACCAGCAACAGUGUGUGAAAACCUUGUGAAGACUUACAGAAAACGUUUGACCUGUGUCAUUGCCAACAAAGGGUAUAUAACAAAGUAUUGAGAAACUUUUGUUAUUGACCAAAUACUUAUUUUCCACCAUAAUUUGCAAAUAAAAUCUUUUUUUUCUUUUUUCUCAUUUUGUCUGUCAUAGUUGACGUGUACCUAUGAUGAAAAUUACAGGCCUCUCUCAUCUUUUUAAGUGGGAGAACUUGCACAAUUGGUGGCUGACUAAAUACUUUUUUCCCCCACUGUAUCUCACUUGAGGAAUUCUUUCCAUAUGAUACAUUUUGGUAUUUCAAUUUAUAUAGAUGUACUUAAGUGCAAUAAAAAAAAAACAUUUCCCAUCCCUUUCCCUAUACCUUCCCAUACGCUAAGUUAUGACGAUGAAGGUUUUGAACAAAGUGUCUCUCCCCUGUCUCCAAUCUGCCCAGUGAACUCUAUUAAGGUAGAACUUGACAGUGAUGAUGAGCCUGUUGGUGCUCAACAGCCAGAGAGGAGAAAAGGAGAGAGAGAUGAAGGAUGGAGGGAUGAGCGAGGGAACACAAUAGAAGACGGGAGUGGAGAGCUGGGAGGAAGGGUGGUUCGAGGAAGUGGUUACAGGGAGCUGGCCAGUCCUCAGCCUGCGUCCCCCGGUCCCAUCCGACUGCCCAAUGGGAAGCUCCAAUGUGACGUGUGUGGAAUGAACUGUAUCGGGCCCAAUGUACUGAUGGUGCACAAGCGCAGCCACACAGGUGAGGCCAGAUAAACAGACAGCAGAGUAGGUUGAAAAAUCUCCCUAGAACACAACGGGCAAGUUUCUAUUCAGAGUUUCCUGAACUGAAAACUGUAUUGACCCCAACCCUGAUAGGAGGUCUUUGUGUUCCUCAUAAACAUGAAGCCUUUUACUUUUCUUUACGCGGUGUCUAUAUGGUCCAUUCAUUUUGACUGAAUAUAGCUCCACUGCUUUGUUCCAAGGUGAUAGUAGGAUUUUUGGGGGGGGGGUUUGAAAAAAAAAAAGACUGUCCAUGUUGUUGUCAGGUGAGCGUCCGUUCCAGUGUACCCAGUGUGGAGCCUCCUUCACCCAGAAGGGGAACAUGCUGCGCCACAUAAAGCUGCACUCUGGAGAGAAACCCUUUAAAUGUCCCUUCUGUAACUACGCCUGCCGCCGCCGGGACGCACUCUCUGGACACAUCCGCACACACACUGGUAAGACACAGUAGCCUGCUUUCUAAUGUCAAGCCAGGAAACUGGUAAGACCAUUUGGGCUCAGUGGGAACAGAUGGGGAAUAGAGCCGCUACCAGCCUCAGUCCCAUUGUGUUGUGUAAUUACAAUGUACUGUAAUAGCGACUCAUCUGUUUUCACAGUGUCUUCAAUUCAAUAUUUUUUGGGGGUCCAAUUGGAUUUAGAACAAGAAAAUCAUCUAUUUCUUGCAAAAAAGUACAUUCAGCUCUCUAGAGUGGGGCUCAGAGGAAAUAGAUAAAUACCUAUUGUCUUUACAGGAAUGUACUUUACCACACGUGCAAAAUAUGACAUUUAAGUAUUCAAAACAGGAUGUCCUGUUGGUGUUUUUCAAUUUAAUGAAGACAUGCAUUCAACAGGUGUUGAUAGAGAGAGGCAGAGCCUGGUGGGUCUGCUUUUCUGAAUAAAUAAGUUCAGUUUCGAAGAAAAGCAAACUUUCAAACCUCAGAUUUCGGCGAAAUGACGUGUCUCUGACUGCUCGGUAAAGGUGGAACAUUGCGGUGGCGAUUUGGGUGUUUUAAAACGUCAAAGGUGUGGAACAGAGAACAAUUUCUGGAAUUCACGGAGAAGGGGGAGUCCAUACCCAUAUGGAAAAUAUAUAUAUACAUUUAACAAGAUUCCUAUAUGUUCUACCUGGAACAUGUCACUAAUACAUACGGCAGCAAAUACACUGAGAAUAUUCUUGUAAUAUCUUACUUAUAUGGGUGGGUAACAUUUAGACAUAACAAAAAUGUUCCAUGUAUUAUAUUUAAAAAACAUACGAGAGACCAUUUUGUCCCAUAUGGAAAAGAUAUAGAAGAAUCUAACAAGAUGAUUAUGUUCUACUUGGAACUUGGCAACAAAUACACAUACAACAUUAAUAGAAGAUUGUUGUAAUAUCUGACUUAUAUGGGUGGGUAACCUUUAGACAGAAAUAUAAAACACAUACGCCAGACAUGUAAGCUAAGGUUUCUAAGGAGGGGGUAAAGGAGGAGGUGGAGGAGGGGGUAAAGGAGGAGGUGGAGGUAGAGAAGGAGCAGGAAGGGGUGGAGGGAGGAGCAGGAAAAGGAGGAGGUGGUGAAGGGGGAGGGAAAUAUAGGUAUAAAUAGCAAAAUGGAUGAUAUGACUUAAAAAGUAAAGUUAUAUUUCAUUUGCUCUGUUAAACCUACCCUUUGGAAUGGCUCUCUCAAUAAUCAUUCUCACGAUAGAACAUUGGUAAUAGUCAGUGACAAAUAUCAAAGUUAAGCAGGGCUGAGCUUGGUUAAAGCCCUGGAUAGGAGACAAAGGCAUAGCUGUAGAUAAAUCAACUGUCCAGUAGGUGGUGCUGCCCAGCCUUAACCAUGGAAACUCAUACCUGAAAAUGAAAAUGCACUCUGAGUAUACAAAACAUUAAGAACACCUGCUCUUUCCAUGACAUAGACUGACCACGUGAAUCCAGGUGAGAGCUAUGAUCCCUUAUUGAUGUCACUUGUUAAAUCCACUUCAAUCAGUGUAGAUGAAGGGGAGGAGACAGGUUAAAGAAGGAUUUUUAAGCCUUGAGACAAUUGAGACGUGGAUUGUGUAUGUGUGCCAUUCAGAGGGUGAAUGGGCAAGACAAAAUAUUUAAGUCCCUUUGAACGGGGUAUGGUAGUAGUUGCCAGGCGCACCAGUUUGUGUCAAGAACUGCAAUGCUGCUGGGUUUUUCCACGCUCAACAGUUUCCUGUGUGUAUCAAGAAUGGUCCACCACCCAAAGGACAUCCAGCCAACUUCACACAACUGUGGCAAGCAUUGGAGUCAACACCUUGUAGAGUCCAUGCCCCAUUUGAAUUGAGGCUGUUCUGUCUCAUAUACAGUACCAGUCAAAAGUUUGGACAAACCUACUCAUUCAAGGGUUUUUCUUUAUUUUUACUAUUUUCUACAUUGUAGAAUAAUAGUGAAGACAUCAAAACUAUGAAAUGACACAUAUGGAAUCAUGUAGUAAGCAAAAAAGUGUUAAACUAAUCUAAAUAUAUUUUAGCCACCCUUUGCCUUAAUGACAGCUUUGCACACUCUUGGCAUUCUCUCAACCAGCUUCACCUGGAAUGAUAUUUGAACAGUCUUGAAAGAGUUCCCACAUGCUGAGCACUUGUUGGCUGCUUUUCCUUCACUCUGCGGUCCGACUCAUCCCAAACCAUCUCAAUUGGGUUGAGGUCGGGGGAUUGUGGAGGCCAGGUCAUCUGUUGCAGCACUCCAUCACUCUCCUUCUUGGUAAAAUAGCCCUUACACAGCCUGGAGGUGUGUUGGAUCAUUGUCCUGUUGAAAAACAAAUGAUAGUCCCACUAAGCCCAAACCAGAUGGGAUGGCGUAUCGCUGCAGAAUGCUGUGGUAGCCAUGCUGGUUAAGUGUGCCUUGAAUUCUAAAUAAAUCACAGACAGUGUCACCAGCAAAGCACCCCCACACCAUAACACCUCCUCCUCCAUGCUUUACGGUGGGAACUACACAUGCGGAGAUCAUCCAUUCACCCACAUCGUGUCUCACAAAGACACAGCGAUUGGAACCAAAAAUCUCCUAUUUGGAUUCCAGACCAAAGGACAAAUUUCCACUGGUCUAAUGUCCAUUGCUCAUGUUUCUUUGCCCAAGCAAGUCUCUUCUUCUUAUUGGUGUCCUUUAGUAGUGGUUUCUUUGCAAUUCGACCAUGAAGGCGUGAUUCACACAGUCUCCUCUGAACAGUUGAUGUUGAAAUGUGUCUAGGCCUGAUCACCGACAACGAUGAGACAGCCUAUAUGGAGGAGGUCAGAGACCUGGCCGUGUGGUGCCAGGAUAACAACCUCUCCCUCAACGUGAUCAAUACAAAGGAGAUGAUUGUGGACUACAGGAAAAAAAAGAGGACUGAGCACGCCCCCCAUUCUCAUCGACGGGGCUGUAGUGGAACAGGUUGAGAGCUUCAAGUUCCUUGGUGUCCACAUCACCAAUGAACUAUCAUAGGUCCAAACACACCAAGACAGUCGUGAAGAGGGCACGACAAAGCCUCCUGCCAUCCAGGACCUCUAUACCAGGCGGUGUCAGAGGAAAUUGUCAAAGACUCCAGCCACCCUAGUCAUAGACUGUUCUCUCUGCUACCACACGGCAAGCGGUACCGGAGCACCAAGUCUAGGUCCAAAAGGCUUCUCAACAGCUUCUACCCCCAAGCCAUAAGACUCCUGAACAGCUAAUCAUUGCCACCCGGACUAUUUGCACUGCCCCCCCCCCCUCUUUUACGCUGCUGCUACUCUGUUUAUUAUUUAUGCAUAGUCACUUUAACUCUACCCACAUGUACAUAUUACCUCAAUUACCUCGACUAGCCGGUGCCCCCGCACAUUGACUCUGCACCGGUACCCCCCUGUAUAUAGCCUCCCUACUGUUAUUUUAUUUUACUGCUGCUCUUUAGUUAUUUGCUUUUCUUUUUUUUACUUAACACUUUUUUUAUCUUUAAAAAAUGCAUUGUUGGUUAAGGGCUUGUAAGUAAGCAUUUCACUGUAACCUCUACACCUGUUGUAUUUGGCGCAUGUGGCAAAUAAAAUUUGAUUUGAAGAGUGUGCAAAGCUGUCAUCAAGACAAAGGGUGGCUAUUUGAAGAAUCUCAAAUAUAAAAUAUAUUUUGAUUUGUUUAACACUUUUUUGGUUACUACAUGAUUCCAUAUGUGUUAUUUCAUAGUUUUGAUGUCUCCACUAUACUUCUACAAUGUAAAGAAUAGUAAAAAUAAAGAAAAACCCUUGAAUGAGUAGGUUUGUCCAAACUUUUGACUGGUAGUGUAUGUCAUAUAAUAUCCAUGUAGGAAAGUGGCCACUUUCAUAUAUAUUCUAUUGUAUUUGUCAUACAAGGCCAAACAUACACCAUUUCCAGAUUUACAUAGAAGAUACAUACAAACCAUGUAUUUGUAUCUUACCUGAUUCUUACUAGAUUUUUGUGCAAAUAAUCUACUUCUGCCAUACAAGAUUCUUUUAGGAUUUUCAUGAUUCUUUUCCAUAUGGGUAGGCUAACGACUAGGUCAUGAACUAGUAUUAAAGGAUGUAAUAAAACUUGAAUUAUGCACAACUACAUGUAUCUUUUUAUUUAUUUAUUACUUGAAAUAACUAACUUCCCUAGGACACAAUAUCAGUAGUCUGGUCAUAUUUUGUAGACCUCAUUUUACUCAAACAGACCAAAAGAGAAGCAUGCGUGACCCAUUGAUUGACCCAUGAAUUGCUGUGUUUCUGUGCUGCAGUGUCCUCUCCGACAGUGGGUAAACCUUACAUGUGCAGUGACUGUGGUCGUAGCUACAAGCAACAGAGCACCCUGGAGGACCACAUUGAACGCUGCCACAACUACCUAAAGAGUCUACAGGACCAUCAGCCAGCACUCAGCACUGACCACACUGCAAAGGGUAACAUACACACAGACUCUUAAUGUAAAAUGUACCAGGUAACACACAUUGACUCUGUCAUCAUCCACACAAGCUUGCAGAAAUGCACUUUGCUCCUUCAUGUUGUAUUAGUUCAAUCUGAGCUCACUGGCCUAGACACUGUGAACCAGAAGACACAGAUCUGUUUUUGCGUUAUGAUGUCAAUGUGUAUUUGAACAGAGUCUGUUGUGCUUUGUCCCCAGGCAUAGAGCCGGUGCCUGAGCCAGAGGCUGUCCUCCAGCUGUCCACUGAGAAACUGUCCUUUAUAGAUAGACUGGCUAACAGCAUCACCAAACGCAAGAGGUCCACUCCACAGAAGUUUUUGGGUGAGUUUUUUCCUGCCUAUAUAUUUCCAUGUUCCUGAAGGUAUUGAAACCCAACAGUGCUGUAACAUGAUGAUAGUCUUAUGAAUCUGAGGUUGUCAACACUGAUGUGCACUUUUAUUUACAGGAGUAAAGCACAUGAGGCUCAACGAGCCUGAUAUAACUUCUGAACUGUCCCCUAGACCUGAAAAGGAUAAGGAUGUGGACCUGCACUCUGCACCCAACUCUCACCUUGAGGGAGGGUUAGUGGGGAUGGGGGGCAGGUAUCUCCGCAGGUGUGGAGGUGAUGAGGACCCUGGGUCUGAGCCCCCUCAGCUGGCCCUGCCCCUGCCCUACCCUGCUUGCCAGUCCCUGUCUGACCCCAGCCCAGUCAUCAGCUCUGUUUACAGCCACCUGACUCCUCUGGGUCUCCAGGUCAAUGGAGCUGUAGGUGGGCAUGGAGGUGGGGUAGUGGCCAGGUCUGUGGAGCUCGCUGGGCGGGAAGCAGGCGAGGGACACAAGGACAUACCCUCAGGUCACAGCCCCACGGUCAGCAAAGGCUACAACCCCAGCAACGGCCCCAGCAAUGGCUGCCAUGAUUUCAAAGACCAGUCCAACCCGGAGAGCACAGCAGAGGGGCAGCAGAGCGCCGGUGUUACAGCUCCAACCAGCAACUCCAACAACCACCACUUCCUCCCUCACCUACAGUACGUAGCCCCAGCCCCGCCCCGCCGUCCAAACCCAAAUCCCAGACACGCCCAAGACCCAGACAUAGAGAGGGAGAGAGGGUACACCGUCACCACCAUCCCCACCACUGUGAAGGGAUCGGGGAGCCCUGGUUCAGGGUCACCACCCAUCUCCAGGGAGGCUUCUAUACAGGUACAGGUGGUGGACAGGGCGGGGCGAGCGGUGCAGUCAUUCCGCUGUGAGCACUGUCGCAUGUUCUUCCUGGACCACGUGAUGUUCACCAUCCACAUGGGCUGCCACGGAUUCCACCAGCCCUUCCAGUGCAACGUUUGUGGCCACCGCAGCCGGGACUGCUACCAGUUCACCUCGCACAUCAUCCGCGGGGAGCACCUGGUGGGCUGAGGACGUGAGUGAAGGGAGGAGAGCCGGUCCCAACUGCCCUACCCCUUAGCCCUUCCCCUUCAAUGUUUACACAAAUCUGAAGGGUCUGGAUAGGUAUAAUCAGUGUACUGGUGGAUAUUUCACUGUAUUGCUUCCACAUUACAGAUCUACACACAUCAAACGGUUAGGGCCAAGGAGAAGGGAGUGGGAGCAAAUUGAGACCAGCUGGGGGUGAAGGGGGUGGGUGUGGCGAGGGAGGGGCAGGGGCAGGGGUGUCUGCUUCUUUGAGGUGACAUGGGCUGUUUGUUCUGCACCAGAUUACACACAGAUAGACACCCAUUGCCU